Messenger RNA from Ascochyta rabiei, 1222 nucleotides. RefSeq lists its product as uncharacterized. Gene Ontology annotation, biological process: epoxide metabolic process. The record is from RefSeq and is a predicted model, not a curated record. Gene Ontology annotation, molecular function: epoxide hydrolase activity. The transcript has 2 exons. Bases 1 to 1137 code for a protein of 378 amino acids. Lineage: Eukaryota; Fungi; Ascomycota; Dothideomycetes; Pleosporales; Didymellaceae.
AUGCCGUACUCACCACCCAGCUCCGCCAAACCAUUCACGCUCAACAUCCCUGACCAGGACAUCGAAGAUUGGCGCCAACUCCUCACACUCUCCAAGCUUGCGCCCAAAACCUGGGAAGGCUCGCAGGAAGACCGCCGCUAUGGUGUAACCCACAAAUGGCUCACCGAGACCAAAGAGUACUGGCUCAACACCUAUUCGUGGCGCGACGAAGAAAAGCGCAUCAACGCAUUCCCCAACUACCGCAUGCAAAUCAACGGCGUUGACCUCCACUUCAUAGCCUUGUUUUCUGAGAAGGAAGAGGCAGUACCCAUCCAGUUCCUGCACGGCUGGCCCGGAUCCUUCAUCGAAUUCCUGCCCAUGCUCGAAGUAAUCAAGAAGCAACACUCCGCAAAAGACCUCCCAUACCACAUCAUCGUGCCCUCGCUUCCAGGCUACCCGCUUUCUCCACGCCCAACAGACAGAGAGUGGUCCGUGAAAGAAUCCUCUGCCGUCCUCAACCAGCUCAUGCUGAACCUUGGGUUCGAAAAGUACCUCGCCCAAGGUGGCGACGUGGGAUCCUUCAACGCGCGCGUGUCGGCACAGAACCACGAUGCAUGCGUGGGAAUUCACCUGAAUAUGAUGACGGUGCAGGACCAGCCCGACGAGAGUGAACUGAGCGCGCUCGAGAAGAAAGCAAUCAAGUCUGCAAACGCAUGGCGCCAGACCGGCAACGCGUACGCACAGGAACACGGCACGCGACCCAGCACAAUCGGCAGCGUGCUAUCCUCGAACCCCCUCGCUUUGCUUGCAUGGAUCGGCGAGAAGUUCCUCGAAUGGUCCGACACAGACCCAGACAUCCACCACAUCCUGACCAACAUCUCGCUAUACUGGUUCACCUGCUCGAUCCUCCCGUCGCUCCAGCCCUAUCGCCAGCUGCUCGGCAACUCCGGCCUGGCGCUGACGUACAUUGAGAAGCCCGUCGGCUUCAGUUUCUUCCCCCACGAGCUGUUCCCCGGGAUCAAGCACGUGCUGGACAAGAACGCCAACAUCGUCACAUACGAACAGCAUGAGAGCGGCGGGCACUUUGCGGCGCUGGAGAAGCCCGAGGAGCUGUGGGGCGACGUCGAGAAGUUUGUCAACGUGGCCUGGAAGGUAUGAGGCGCUCUCGUGUGCGUGCCUUUCCUGCUUUCGGCAAGGGUGCUGCGCUGACGGCUGAUAGGCCAAUGGAGGAUCAAAGCUGUAG